CGGGACGGGGGCAGGAACCAACAUGGAGCCCUCAAUGGGAUAAGGGUGAAACUGCCGUUGCCGGCCGCUUGUUCUCCCGCCCCAUCAUGUUGGUGCACUUAUUUCGGGUCGCGAUUCGGGGAGGCACUGUCGCAGGCAGGCCUCUACUCCCCCUCCGCUUCCAGACAUCCUUGGCCGUCAGGCACUCUGAUGGCCACCCCAGCUCCUACCUCCUCAGGGCCGUAGCCCAGCUGCGGUCCCAGCUCCGGGCUCGCCUUCCUCGAGCGCCCCCAGGUCCUGACCGCAGCCCCUUUGCCUGGCGCUGGGUUGGCGGAGCCCUCCUGGGCCCCGUGGUGCUGAGUAAGUGCCCCCGCCUCUGCCUUGUGGCGCUGUGUGAGGCAGAAGAGGCCCCUCCUGCCCGCCCCAGACCCCAUGACGUGGAGUCCCGCUUUAACUGGAAGCUCUUCUGGCAGUUUCUGCGCCCCCACCUGCUGAUCCUGGGGACAGCCAUUGUGCUGGCACUGGGCGCGGCACUGGUGAAUGUGCAGAUCCCCCUGCUCCUGGGCCGGCUGGUGGAGAUCGUGGCCAAGUACACAAGGGACCACAUGGGCAACUUCCUGCAUGAGUCCCGGAAUCUCGGCACCCACCUGCUCAUCCUCUAUGGCCUCCAGGGACUGCUAACCUUCGGAUACCUGGUGCUCCUGUCCCGCAUCGGCGAGCGCAUGGCCGUGGACAUGCGGAGGGCCCUCUUCAGCAACCUGCUCCGACAAGACAUUGCUUUCUUUGAUGCUAAAAAGACAGGGCAGCUGGUGAACCGAUUGACAACUGACGUGCAGGAGUUUAAAUCAUCCUUCAAACUUGUCAUCUCCCAGGGGCUGCGAAGCUGCACCCAAGUGGUUGGCUGCUUGGUGUCCCUGUCCAUGCUGUCCACACGCCUCACGCUGCUAAUGAUGGUGGCCAUGCCCGCCCUGAUGGGAGUUGGCACCUUGAUGGGCUCAGCCCUCCGAAAAUUGUCUCGCCAAUGUCAGGAGCAGAUAGCCAGGGCAACGGGUGUAGCUGAUGAGGCCCUGGGUAACGUUCGGACUGUGCGAGCCUUUGCCAUGGAGCAGCGGGAAGAGGAACGCUACGGAGCAGAGCUGGAGGAGUCCCGCUCUAAGGCAGAGGCGCUGGGCAGAGGCAUCGCCCUGUUCCAGGGGCUCUCUAACAUCGCCUUCAACUGCAUGGUCUUGGGCACCCUGUUUAUUGGGGGCUCCCUCGUGGCUGGACAGCAACUGACCGGGGGAGACCUCAUGUCCUUCCUGGUGGCCUCCCAGACAGUGCAGAGGUCCAUGGCCAACCUCUCUGUCCUGUUUGGUCAGGUGGUGCGGGGGCUCAGCGCGGGCGCCCGGGUGUUCGAGUACAUGACUUUGAGCCCAUGCAUCCCGCUGUCCGGGGGCUGCUGGGUCCCCAGGGAGCAGCUGCGAGGGUCCAUCACAUUUCACAACGUCAGCUUCAGUUACCCCUGCCGCCCUGGCUUCCAGGUGCUCAAAGACUUCACCCUCACGCUGCCUCCGGGCAGGAUAGUGGCCCUCGUGGGCCAGUCCGGUGGAGGAAAGACCACUGUGGCUUCCCUGCUCGAGCGCUUCUAUGACCCCACGGCAGGCAUGGUGACACUGGACGGGCGGGACCUGCGUACCCUUGACCCCUCCUGGCUCCGGGGCCAGGUCAUCGGCUUCAUCAGCCAGGAGCCAGUCCUGUUUGGCACGACAAUCAUGGAGAACAUCCGCUUUGGGAAGCUGGGUGCCUCUGAUGAGGAGGUUUAUGCGGCUGCCCGGGAAGCCAACGCCCAUGAGUUCAUCACCAGCUUCCCUGAGGGCUACAACACCGUCGUAGGUGAGCGGGGCGCGACCCUGUCUGGUGGCCAGAAGCAGCGCCUGGCCAUCGCCCGAGCCCUUAUCAAGCAGCCAGCAGUGCUGAUCCUGGACGAGGCCACGAGCGCUCUGGACUCGGAGUCUGAGCGGGUCGUUCAGGAGGCCCUGGACCGAGCCAGCACCGGCCGCACCGUGCUGGUCAUCGCCCACCGGCUCAGCACCGUACGCGGGGCCCACCACAUUGUCGUCAUGGCCCAGGGCCGUGUCUGUGAGGCGGGGUCGCAUGAAGAGCUCCUAAAGAAAGGCGGGCUCUAUGCCGAGCUUAUCAGGAGACAGGCCCUGGAUGCCCCACCUCCGAAGGCACCCAGAGGCCCCAGGAACCGCCACCCCGAGUCCUGAGAGCAGCCCUCUGCAGUCUGGUCACUGCCAAGCAUCAGUGCCCAGGGCUGAGGACUGAGCCCCAGAGGCCUAGCAUGCUGGGCUGUGGGCUGCGCCCCUGCUCACAAUAAAACCAAGACAGGCCCUGGGCUGGGAGUAGGUUGGGGCUGCUCCCAUCUACUCCCCCUCCUCUCCCCAGGCUGCCUCCCUCCUGCCAGAGCCACAAGUCACUGGGCUGCACAGGGGAGGAGGCAGAGUCCCAGGCCCUUGCUCUGUUCUUUCCCUUUACCCAGACCCUCCCUAACCCCUCUCAAAAACUCUGCCAGCCUCCCCCCUACCUGACAGCCUAAAGAUGUCUAGGCCCCAGAGCUAAGGAGACUACAUUCAGGGUCAGGGAGUGGGUGGAGGAUUCACACUGGGGUUCUACCCGACCUGUGCCAAACCUCACUUCCCUGGCUGACUCCCGACACCCCUUUAUCCCACUGCCUCUCUGGGCCCUCAGGGAAGGAGCCCUGCCUUGGGCCAACUCCUCAAACCCACAGUCCCAUCCUCGGAACAGUUUUUCUUCCUUCACACAGUCCUUGUCUCUAGCUUUCACCCUCCCCAUUCAAACAGAACAGAUGCCUGACAGGCCCUCCGGGAAGGGGGGGUGUGCUGUGGUCCAGUCAAGCUGUCUCACCACUGCCCUGGCCCCCACCUUGAGCCUAUCACCUGGUGAGAUUGUAGACAGCCCCCCUCUACUUGAGGAUACCAGCCUGAAGGGGACAGAGCAGGAGCCGACACACCCCAAACUCCAGCUAUGGGGGCAUGUAGUACCAACAGUCACCAGACCGUGAGGGAGGGGUUAAUGCUAACCCCCUUGGGCAAACAAAAUACAAAACCAGUCGGAGGAGGACCAGUCACUGCUAGACCAGGGGAGAUGGGACUGGAGCCACCUGGAAAAAGGACUGGCCAACUGCCAGCGCACCUGAGCCUGUGGCCCUGAAGCUGUGAAUAAGGACCCGGGAGUAGCCUGGUUUCCCACCAGCCCUUGUGGGCGCCCCUCCUGCCUUGAUUCUGCCCAUGUCACCUCCCACCAGACCACCUUCCCCCUUCACAGCCACACCCAGACUGAAGUCCCCACUAAGCCCUGCUCCCUAGGUGGGAAGAGAAGUUGCCUGUACCAGACCUUUAAGGCCGACCAAGCAUAUUGGGUUUAUCCUGUGGCACCUAGGGUGAGGCCAUGGCCCGGGGGCAGCAGCAAUUGCAGGAGGAACAGCGUUCCCUAAGGCUGGAGGGCAGCCUGGAAGAGGCAGCAGUGGCUCCAGUGUGAGUGCAGGAGCUGGGUGAGAGACGCCAUAGCCUCUUCUGGGUGUGAUUUAGGACCAGAAACCACCUAAAAUAUCCCAGGGCCAUAGCACUCUGCUUUGCUGCCCUACUUCCUGAGCAGUGGGUGAGAGGUCGCAUCCCAGGGCAGCUUUGGCCCAGGAAGCAGAGCCUGGGGCUGUCUCUGGGUUGCUUUGCCACUAAACAUCCAGUGAAGCCACAAGCAGGCCUUAAACACCCCACCCCCCCAGUCUACACUCACCUCCCUGGCCCCUCCCUUAAGAGAGGAGAGCCAGCCGGGGUUAGUUCCUGCUCAGGCCUCUGACACCAGAUUCUAGGUCUCUCCUUACCCCUUCCGGGUGGCCUCUCCAAAUCCUGCCCCUGCCAACUACCCCCCCACCCCACCCCCACCAGCUCAACUAGGGAAGUGCCAUCCACGGUGCCUUCAGCUGGAAGGCCAUGAGGUUGGCGCUGUGUAGCCUGAACUUGACCUUGGCGACUUUGGCUCAUCAACAUGAAUCCUGAGCCUGGCCAUGCUUAAUCGUGAAAGCUUGUUUUCAGAGUUUAAAUGGUAAAAUACUUAAAACUCAGCAUGCUGCAGCCUUCGAAGGUGGUCAGCUCUGGGCAAUAAACCAUGUUAUCCACUCA
Messenger RNA from Miniopterus natalensis, 4160 nucleotides. It is a transcript of the gene ABCB8, whose product is annotated as ATP binding cassette subfamily B member 8. The record is from RefSeq and is a predicted model, not a curated record. Gene Ontology annotation, biological process: oligopeptide export from mitochondrion. Gene Ontology annotation, molecular function: ABC-type oligopeptide transporter activity; ATP binding; ATP hydrolysis activity. NCBI's taxonomy places the organism in Eukaryota, Metazoa, Chordata, Mammalia, Chiroptera, Miniopteridae. Gene Ontology annotation, cellular component: mitochondrial inner membrane.